Drosophila bipectinata is the source of this 1834-nucleotide messenger RNA. RefSeq lists its product as uncharacterized. Lineage: Eukaryota; Metazoa; Arthropoda; Insecta; Diptera; Drosophilidae. The record is from RefSeq and is a predicted model, not a curated record.
UGUUGUUAUCGGUAAACAAAACGGUUACAAGGCAAUUUCACAACUUGGUUUAUAUAAAAUGCGUCUCCGGGUCCCGCCGCAAUUAGAUGUACUUGUGAAAUUAAGACAGUUUCACCUGAGCUCACAUCACUUGUGGAAAAUAAUUAAAAUUAAGGAUCGAAACCAUGUCUGCCUUCGGUGCUGAAGUAAAUGAAGUCUGGCCAGCGGUUUCUGGAGACUCGCAGCCCCUGACGGAGUUCGGGAUGAAGCUGCUCCAGGCCUGCCGGAAAGUAAAGAAGCCGGAAGCCGACAUUGAUGGCCUCGUCCCCAUGGUCCUGAAGAAAUCCAAAGAGUUUCCCUUGCCAUUUGGGGUGGAGAGUGUCCGUGUCCAUAAACAGUCACCACUACGGCUGGGCAGCAUUUGUACGCAGAUAGCUUCGGCGUAUCCGGUUAUCCACGAACGUACCUUGGGACUUUAUUUGCAGUACUUGGAGCAUAAAUGCAAAUGGGGAAAUUCCAUUGAGAAACCCGUCUACCAGCACCUCUCCCUCUGCGGUUUUGUGCAGCGUCUGCUGGAAAAGCGCUGUGCCAGCUUUAUAGCCCGUAAUGACAAGUACCUGCUCCUCAGCGGCGAGAGGGGAGCCAGCGGCUUUGAAACUGUGGGAACGCCCCAGGAGAAGGCACCCUUGGUGCUGGCCGAUUUGCUCAGCUACGAUGACAUCAAGCUGUCCGCACUGCUAUCCGUCAGCUCCCACACCAUAUUCAUCAAUGAGGGCGAGCGUGCCAACUGCGGUCGCGUUGCCUUAAAUUCCAAGACCCUGGAGCCGAGUGGUGUAAUCGUGGGCAUGAUCGGAGCCCGGCUGUCGCGGCGAAAUCUGAUGGAGUUCCAGGACAUUGUGAUUGCCCGGACGCAGAACACCCGGGAGCGGGGCUACGGCAUGGCUUUGGGUGAACCGGCCACCACGAGAGAGCAGGACUACCGGCGCUUGUGGCGUGGAUUCUAUGCCAUGCGCGACCUGGUGCACGGCCAGGCUACCAUUGACCACGAACGGUUCGGUCCCUCGGGCAACAAGCAGGAUGUUUUCGACAAUAUGGCCAUGAAAAGGCGCUACGCGAUCAGCUUCGACUUGCUGCUCCUGGAGGCCCAAGCCCGUGCCAAGGCAACGAACCGUCUGGCCUACCUCCAUGUGGUGGGCUUUGGCUUGGGUGUGUGGAAGGUAGCCGUCCAGCAGGAGCGCAUCUUCCUGGAGGCCUUUGAGCAGCGCAUGCGCACGCUGGGCUCAAGGCUGGACCACUUGGGUGCCGUUCACUUCUCUUGGUUCACCAUGAAGGAAUGCGGCGGCUUGAAGGACGGUGCUCUGGUGGACAUUCCCGGCCAUCCCAAGAAGGGUAUUCGUGUCCACAUCUCCAAACGAAAUCCAGCUGAGAAGUUGACGGGGCCGGAGAACGCCGACAUGCUGCUAGUGGUGUCCUAUGCCUGGGAUGGUAAUGCUCUGCCGGGCAACGAGUUUUGGAUGAAAAUGCUCAAGUCCACGGGCGACUCCUCGACGGCCUGCUCCACCCUGGUGGCUGAGCUUCAUAAUCCGCACAUCAACACGGUGUUCUGCAAUGGCGACAAUCUGCACAUCGCCUCCCCGGAGUUUGGCGUCCUCCACAUAGCCGAGUACGCGAAGCGAGUGCUCGCGGGAGAUAGCUAGAGGAGGCUUCCGUAUCUAAUCUGUUUUAUUAUCUAAUCACCCAAGAGGAAAGCUACUACACCCUUGCUGUAGGUCAAAUCCAUGACCUUUUUCUAAGAAAACACACACUGUUCUUAGUUCGCUUUAAAAAAAAAUUUGUUUAAAUAUAUAUAUGCACU